Molecule: messenger RNA, 6808 nt
Organism: Chelonus insularis
Lineage: Eukaryota; Metazoa; Arthropoda; Insecta; Hymenoptera; Braconidae
Product: terminal nucleotidyltransferase 5C
Exons: 2
Coding region: 806-2143 (445 amino acids)
Biological process (GO): mRNA stabilization
Molecular function (GO): RNA binding; poly(A) RNA polymerase activity
Source: RefSeq, a predicted model, not a curated record
GAAUUUUUUUAAAUAUAUUAUUACAAUUUAAAUAAUUUCUGCUACAAAGCAAACAUUUUAAAGUAUGACUAUAGCAAUAGAGUAGUGCGAUGGUAGGGAAUGUGCCGAGUUGCGCACUGUUGUGUCCAUUUGUGUCUGUCAGUAUCAUUUAAUUCGCCGUGAUAGAUUCACGCAAUACUACUCCAGUAUAAUAAACUACACAAAAUAAUUUGUUUGAACCAAGUAAAUUCAAUUUGAAGAAUUCAAUCAUAACAUUUAUUUAUCGUUUAACUUGCUAGUGGAGUUUACUUUGAUUUAUUUUAUUUUAUUUUAAGAAAAUAAAGUAAAGGAUUGUUUUGUACAUCUCUAUAUAUAUCUAUUUUAAAGGUUCUAGAAAUUUCUUUGCUAUAUCUACGAUAAACGUUGACAAUUUUAGUUUUAUUGUUUCAGUUCUGUAAGAAUGUGAUUAAAAACAUCAAUAAACAUCUAUUAAUCUUUUAACAAGUAUUAUAUGAUUAAAAUAUUGUUGAAUUAUCGAAGUUGUAUUUGAUAAAUUAUUGACAUCAAUUUUCGUAUUAUUUACUAGAACGAUUUAAAUUAUUUUUUACUAGAAAUUUUGUGAGUUUAUUGUUGUAUAAAGAUAAAAUUUUGUUUGAUUGGUUAAAAAUGUGAAAUAAUAUUUAAAUGGAGUUGGAUGAUAAAAUAUAAAAAAAAAACUAUCAUUCAGUGAAACUAUAUCUGUGUAUAAUGUCAUAAAAAUAUCUGAUUCAAGUAAUAUUGUGGCGCCUUGGAUCUUGGACUAAAACAGACAGAAAUAUUGGAAAUAAUGGAGCCAUUUUGCUUUAUUGAUACCGAUUUAAAUAUCAAUGAUAAUAUUAUAAAAGAUACGAAGGAGAAAAAUAUUACCAACGAAAAUGAAAAUAAUAUUAAUGAAAUCAACAAUAUAAAGAAAUAUUAUGAAGAAAUUGAUUAUACACAUAAUCCACAACAAAGACUUGCAGUGUUAAGUUUUGAGCAAGUACGGAGAUUAAAUGAUGUAAUGAAUGAGGUUGUUAGUAUUCAUGGUAGAGGUAACUUUCCAACCUUGGAAGUACGAUUAAGAGAUUUGGUGACAGUUGUAAGGAGCAAACUGGAGGAAAAUCCGGGUAAUGGUGGAGCAGGAAUGAGAGUACGAGAUAUUCGAUUAAAUGGUGGUGCCGCAUCUCACGUUUUAGCUACUGAAUCCCAACCUUAUAACGAUCUAGAUCUCAUAUUUGGAGUAGAACUUACUAGUGGUCGUCACUUUGAUCGAGUUAAAACAGCAGUACUUGGAUCACUAUUUGACUUAUUACCUGAAGGUGUCAGCCGUAAGCGCAUAACUACUUGUAGUCUCAAAGAAGCAUAUGUUAGUAAAAUGGUGAAGGUCACCGAUGGUGAUAGGUGGUCGCUUAUUUCUUUAGGAAACUCACGUGGACAUCGGAAUGUUGAAUUAAAAUUUGUUGAUACAAUGAAACGACAAUUUGAAUUCUCUGUUGAUUCAUUUCAAAUUAUUCUCGACUCAUUACUUCUUUUUUACGACUGCAGCAAACUUAAGAUUAGUGAAAACUUUUAUCCAACUGUUAUCGGAGAAUCUGUUUAUGGUGACUUUCAAGAGGCUCUUUAUCAUCUUCAUAAAAAACUUAUAUCGACUAGACACCCUGAAGAGAUUCGAGGUGGAGGUUUACUUAAAUAUUGUAACCUUCUCGUUAAAAUGUACAAGCCUGCUCAACCAGAUUACAUCAAAACACUAGAAAGAUACAUGUGUUCGAGAUUUUUUAUAGAUUUUUCUGAUAUUAAUCAACAGCAAGCUAAACUUGAGAAUUAUCUGUGGAACCAUUUUGUUGGUCCAGAGGAGGAAGCUCUAAAAUAUCAAUAUCUCAUGCUACUACACAGUGUGGUUGAAGAAUCAACAGUAUGUUUAAUGGGUCAUGAAAGGCGACAAACUUUAGCUCUCAUUGAAAAUCUUGCUUUUCAAGUUCUUUGUCAAAAACAACAACGAUUGAAUAAUCAACCAACUCCAGUUGGGCCACCGACAACAUAUGUUUAUACAAAUGGAUAUACAAAUCCUGGAUUUUACUAUACUCCAGUAAUUCCAACAGCUUGCUAUACAUGCACUUGCAAUUCUUGGAUGGCGUGUUCCUCGUGAUGCUAUGUUCCUGAUUCAGCAGUAACCAACUCAACUCUAACGUGCUGACAAGUCAAUAAUGUCGACGAUCUCAGUGAUGCAGUCACAAUCAUCGAUCAUAGAUCUAAUCGAUGGCACCACUAUUUGGUCAUUACUAUUAUUUUUGUAAUAUUCAUUAAAACAAUCACAGGAAAGUAUUACUUUCUUGUAAAAGUUGCACUUGUAUUGUCUGAGGUAUGACCAUUUUUCAAUGAGAAUUAUUAUGAUUAGUGUAAUUUUUAUCAGAAAAUAUCAUUGCUAUUCAUGCAUCUAUGACAAUUUUGUAAAAAAAAAUACAGAAAAUAGUAUAGAAUUAUACUAUAAUGUUUAAACUAAUACAAUAUAAUGAACUGAUUGUAGCAGGAAUUAUAAUACUUGUGUUAUGAAGAUGCUAAUGAUUGCAUUCACUUUUUUAUUUAUUAAUUUAAAGGUUCGACUGAUUUUAAUAAUCACAAUUUUAUUGAAAAUUAUUUUAACUGUUUCCCAAUCAUUUAAUUUGCAUUCUGAAAAUUUAAAUAUCGAAAACAACAGAGUGAACGACUUAAUGUUCUAUUUUAUGAAAAUCAAUUAUUGUAUUAAGAAUUGAAGGAAUUUUAUUGUACAUAUGAUAAAGUGAUACAUACAAAAAUAUAUUCUUAAAUAUCAAUAUUCGAAGAUUUAUAUUUAGACAGAUAUUUUUCAUUAUUCUGCGCUCUUAAUGUAUCCAUUAUCAUGUAUACAUUAUAAUAUAAAAAGUAAGAAUAACUUUAUUCAAUCAAAAAAACAUUGUAAUAAAGAAAUUAAAUAUCAAUUCAUAAAACUGAAAUUAUUGAUUUAUAUAUAUAUAUAUUAAUUAUUAUAUCAUAACAAUACUGUUUGUCUAAUGCAGCUUAUAAUUUUUUCUUUGAAAUAAUGAUAAUAAUAAUUAUUACCAUAAUAGUAAAACAAGAACAACAGUAGUAAUGAUGAAGAAAUACACGGAAAUAAACAAUCAUGACUUAAAGAAGACUUUAAAUAAUUCAGCUAAAAUUUUAUUCCCAAGAUCUUCAAUCAUGAUAAUAACUUGGGAUAGUCGGUCCAAAAAUUACUUUAAAAAGUUUUACAAAACGUUCAUGAAAAUAAUUAUAAUCCUAAUAUUACUACUAUUGUGGUCAUUUGUAAAACUUCUGAACUAUUCUAUUUAGAAAUUGAAAUGUUUAUAAAAUCGAGAAAUAUCCAUUUGAAAAAAGUAUUUGUCGACGAUACUUUCAUGAGUACAAAAAAUUGGUAAAAUUUCUCUCUCUCUCUCUGUCUCUCAAUUACUGUUAGUAUUACUAUUUAGCUGUUAUUAUGAUGAUGAUGAUUAUUAUUAUAUUACAGGUGAUGGUAGUACCACUAUAAACAAUGAAAAUGUGAAAAUGGAAUAAACUCGCUUAGUUAAAAAAUUCUUGCACCAUACAACAGAAACAAUGUAGAAAUUAUUUCAUGUGUUUUACACAUCAUAUAUAUUAAAAUACAACGAUAAAGUAUUGCAAAUAACAUCAAAAUUAGAAACUGCAUUAUUAAGUCUGGUAUUUAGAGAACUACGUUCUAUUUAAUAAUCUAUAAAAUAUCUAUUUAAUCUUUGAAAGAAAUGAAUUUAGCUCUAAUGAAAAUUAAUUGUUGUAAAAAUUAAAAGAAAAAUUAUUUGAAAGUGCAGAAAAAAAUUACAAAAUUCCUAUGUACAAGCGAAAAAAUAUCAUUAUUGUUACGUUAAUUGUUUGUGGUGAUCUACUAGUAGAUUUUAUAAAAGGUUAUUCAUAGAAGAAUUAAAACAAAAAAAUUAAUUAAAAUUUAAAAAGUUUCAAAAAAAGCCUUAAUAUAAUUCGUAAAUUAACAAUAAAAAACUAUCAGGCAUAAUUAUAUUAGAACAUUAAAUCAUAUUAGCUUAUUAAGAUCAGUAUAGAAAGUGGUAGAGACUCUAAAAAUUUGCAUUAUUUUUUUUGAGUCAACGUUCAAAAAAUAUUAAUCAUUUUUUUUAAUUUAAUAAUCAAUUUUUCUAACCACUAUUAUUAAUUAUUAUUUUUAUUAUUAUUAUUAUUAUUAUUAUUAUUACGUUUAGCAUUCUUUUUAUUAAUAUUGUGUGGCUGUGAUCACAUUUUGUUUAGAUUUUGCUGUUAAAGAAUACUACAAUUAUCUAAUAAAAUAUCAAUUUGUAAUAAAGAAAAAAUGGAAAAUAAUAAAAAAAAAAAAACAAUACCGUAAAUAAAAGUAUGUUUCUUUGACGAAUAUUUUAACAUGGAAGUUCAAUGCUAUGUUAUACUUAUGCAAGCAUUUUUGGAAUUAUAUUGUUAAAUAUUUUAUAACUAUAUCUAAAUAAAUCAACUGCUAUUUGUAUGAAAGUGCCUAGAUAGUUUAAACCGAUAAGUUGACUGUGUAUAAGUACGUAAAUACAAUUAAAAAUUCUUGCCCACUGUAACAUUUCCGUCAGAAAUGCAAACUGAAAAAUGUGAUAUUGAAUAAGUGCAAAUUGUAACCGGAAUGUCCAGUCAUUCUUAGAAGGCAACAUAAAUAUUUAAAAAAUAGUGAAUAUGAAAAUAGUAAUCAGAAGAGAAAGAUAGAAUAUUAUAGUUGUAAACUAUAUGGUGCUCGAUUGUCCACAUGUAUGUGUUUGUUAAGUUGUCAUAUUGAGACUCUAGUCUCCCGUAGCAACGCUUGCAUAACUUUAUAAGAUAUUGUAAUUAUUUAAUACUGUGAGCGCGAAACCAACCGGGCAAACUCUGUACAGCUGCUAAAUGUAUAUAUAAAUAAUGGUUUGCACAUGUGUAAGAAUUAAGUAUGUAUAUAGUUGCUUAGUCGACCGAUAUCACAGGCAAGAAAAGCAUGUCGAUGUAGUAAUAGUUACAAGUAUUUGCGGGUAUAUAUGAAUCCAUUUCUAAACGUUCAACACAUAGUCAUGGAAUAAAUUUCUGAAUUGUAUUUACUUGGCUCGAUAUCGACUAGUGACCCCGAUUGUCGAUUCGCUGGUUUACACAAAUACUACUUUGCAGCUAAGAAUCAGUCACUUCGUGCUAACUCCGCCUUCUCUUCCUUUUUUUGUAAUGCUCUUAUCCCACUCUUUUUAUAGUUGUGAAGCGAAAGUAAAUCUUAGUAAAAAGACAUUAAACUGGUUUUUCAAGUAUCAUGUCACUAAUGCUAGAGAGUAGUAAUCAUGAUUCAAUAGUUUGUUUGCGAUUACUACUCUUAUAGUUGUAUUAUUCAAGGCACAUAUUUUUAUAACUUAUUCGGCAUCUAUGAUUCAAUUAAUUCCAACUCAUAGGUAUUGAAUAUCAUUUUUUUUACUAAAUGUAUCAUAAUAUAAAUAUUUUUAGCAAAGAUAGUAUAAUAAAGAAUGCCGAUUUAUCAUUCAUCAUAUUUUUAAUAUAAUUAAGUUGCCACACUUGCUACAUAUUCUGUGAUGUAGAUACUUUAAUGUUAAAUUUUUCUUAAUGUAUGGGAUAUUAAAUAACACGUAAUAGAAAAAAAAAGAGUUAACACAACAAUAAAAAAUUAAAUAAAAAAAUGACUGAAUUUCUAUCGCAGUACAAUUAUUAUAAAGUUAUUAGAUUCGUUGAUAAUCGAGAGAACAAACAUAAAUCGUUGGUACAUUAGUAAUUAACUAGUUUAUUAAUGAUAGAUCGAGCACCAUAUAGUUAACUGAUAAGAGCAACACGCACAGGUAUCUUUGCUGAUAAAAAUUUUCAUCUCAAUAAUUUGUAUCUUUCUCUCUCUCCUUCGACUAUUUAUUAAUUUUAUAUCAUACAGAAUGAAUAUGAAAAAAUAUUCCUCUUUUAUGAGUUAAUUUUUUUCUGGAGAGUAUUAUCGAAAUAAAAAAAUUUAUAUAUUAUAUAUUUGUCAUUAUCAUUGAAGCAAAUGUAUCAAUUAUAGUGACCAUUAUAUAUUUUAUGCAGUCUAUUAAUACUUUUAGCAUAUGUAAUAACAAAAAAAAUUAAUAAACUAACUUAAAAUAUGAUUUUUUUUUUAAAGGAAGACUUCUUGACCAUCAGCGUACAAUUAAAAGGAAUGGCCUUAAGAUAAUGCAAAACAAAUAUAAUUCUGAUUGCAGUUUUUAACUAAUGUUUUUUAAUUUUAUCUCUUAUGGUCAGAUUCUUUUUUGUUUAAUAAAGUACAAAUGACAGUAAUUAGUGCAUGUGACACAGAUGUUGCUUAAAUUUUUGAAAAUAGAAAAGAAAAAUAGAGGAAAAAGUUGUCUAAUUUAUACCUUGAUUGAUAUUUUCUGGAGUAAAAGACAAAACUCCUAAUUAUGUAAAGUUUGCAUUUGUUAUUAGUUUGAAUAAUUUUUAACUAUUUCUGAAUGUAAUAAUUGACUUUAAAAUAAUAAGAAAUAUGAAUUAAAUACAGGUAUAAACUAAGCAACUUAAUUCUAAAAAUGACUCAAAAAUUCUCCUAACCGAUUUAUCAUAAUUUUAACACUUAUUUAGACUAGAAAAAACUACAUAGAAUAAAAACAGAUAAUCAAUUGAUUGUAAUUAGUGUUAUAUAGUUAGAAACAAUAGACAUACAUUGAAGAACAAUAGGGUACUAAUAAUUUUUUAAUUUAAAAAUAAGAGAAAUUACACGUACGAUUAAUAUGUUAAUGUGUCCUAUAGAAUUGUAAUGACUCUCCUCUGAUUUUAUGAAAAUAAAAAUGUACCAAUAAUAUAACUGAAA